Suricata suricatta (meerkat) is the source of this 3935-nucleotide messenger RNA. It is a transcript of the gene PARP9, whose product is annotated as poly(ADP-ribose) polymerase family member 9. The transcript has 11 exons. The record is from RefSeq and is a predicted model, not a curated record. Gene Ontology annotation, biological process: negative regulation of gene expression; positive regulation of type II interferon-mediated signaling pathway. Gene Ontology annotation, cellular component: cytoplasm; nucleus. Gene Ontology annotation, molecular function: transcription corepressor activity; ubiquitin-like protein ligase binding; NAD+ poly-ADP-ribosyltransferase activity. Lineage: Eukaryota; Metazoa; Chordata; Mammalia; Carnivora; Herpestidae. Bases 959 to 3496 code for a protein of 845 amino acids.
UGCAGCUCCUCUCCUGUGGGUUCGGGCGCGGUGGGGGUGGGGGCCUCGAGAAGCGAGUUCCCAGGGCCCGGCGUCCCCUUGUGAGGAUGGGGACAGCGCAGAGCUUUAACUCAAACUAAGUUUCUCUUGUGUUUAUAAUUCCUUUUAAUAACUCUUGUUGUUACUAUUAUUCGCUGCGAAAAUGUAAUUCACACUGUGAAUUCGGGUAAAACAUACCUACAUUUAUUUUAAAAUUUGAAUAUUUCCACCUGCAUUAUGACAUGUCACCAGUUACCUCCCUCCAACUCCGUCCUUUAGCCUUUAGAGUGGCUCUUGGGACUUUUGUACCCUCAGGCCAACAUCGAUUUGGCCAGCAGUACGACCUGGGUAAUGCCCUGUUUACUAAGGAAUAAAGGUAAGAGCAGAAGCCCUGACUUCAGGGACUGGAAGAGGAGGGUGGACUUGUGAAUAAAGAAGAACAUCUUUUGAAGCCUCCAAGAGUAAGUUGGAAGCAGAAUCUAAGUAAGAGUGAGGGGUAGGGAGCAUCUGAAGGCUAGGAUCCUUGUGGUCUGAAGCACAGAGGGAGGGGCACUUGGCCUUGGAGGAGAGGAGCUGGGACCCAGGAAGUGUCUGGAUCAGUGCUGACCAAUAGAAAUAGAAUGGGAGGUACAGAUGUAAUUUCAAGGGUUUUUUUAGUGGCUAUAUUUUUAAAAGUAUAUGCCCACAGUUAACACCUGUGUGAAGUGACCUAAGUACAAAGUUGUUCUUUACAGCCUUUAUUACGAUAGCAGAAGAUUGGGACCUCCUUAACUGUCCAUAAAUAGGGAGACCUAGAAGUUUAAUAGGUUAUAGUGCAUCUAUAGGAUGGAAUAUAAAAAGCAGCAAAAAGAAUGAAGCUCUUUAUGUGCUAACAUGGAAAGAUCUCAAGGAUACAUGAUAUGAAAAAGAAGCAGGCAACCAUAUUUGGAAUGACAAGUUUAUGCUUGGAAACACAAAACAGAGUAUAAAGUUAAAGACCCCAGGGACCUGGAGGAUGGACUUUUCCAAGGUAAAAAGUGGUUCUGGAGCAGCGGCUUACAGUGAGAAAUCAGAGCCUGCCACUCUUGAAGACUUUGGUUGGGCAAUUCCCAUUAAUCACAAUGCCUUCACAAUUUUAAAAAAUAAUGAGAAUCAGCUGUGUGAAAUCCUUCAGAAUAAAUUUGACUGUAUCUGUACCCUAGUCUCUGCAUCCCCAGAAGAUAACAGUGAGUCUCUGCAAGUCUUCAGAGAAAUGCUCAUUCCUGGGCUGGAGUUAUCUGUUUGGAGGGAUGACCUCACCAGACAUGUUGUUGAUGUUGUGGUGAACGCAGCCAAUGAAGAACUGAUUCACGCGGGCGGCCUGGCCCACGCCCUGGUGAAAGCUGGAGGCCCUGAAAUCCAGGAGAGGAGCAGAGAGAUUAUUUCCAGAUGUGGUAAAGUACCAACUGGUAAAAUAGCUCUCACAGGAGCAGGGAGACUUCCCUGCAAGUUAAUUAUCCACGCUGUUGGGCCUCGGUGGCUGGCGAAAGAUCCUCAGAGAUGUAUCGGUAAGCUGCAGGAGGCCAUUAGAAAUAUUCUGGAUUAUGUCACCUCACCCCAGUCACACAUUGAGACAAUAGCAAUUCCAGCCCUGAGCUCUGGGAUUUUCCAGUUCCCUCUGGAUUUGUGUACACACACCAUUGUAGAAACUAUCAGUAUUUAUUUCCAAAGGAAGCAACUGGCUGGUGAUUUGAAAGAAAUUCACCUCGUAAGCAAUGAGCAACCUACUGUUGUUGCCUUUAAAAAUGCUUCUGAAGGAAUCCUAAGGGUGAACAAGCUGGGAUCCUGUGUGAGUCAAGAAGCCACCGCACCUGCCAAUACGAUUACUGUAAACAGUGUGACUCUCCAGAUUGUCCAGGGCUACAUUGAACAGCAGGAGACCGAUGUAAUUGUUAAUUCUGUUUAUCCACACUAUGGUCUUAAGUUCGGACCUGUGUCGACAUCAAUUUUACAACAAGCAGGAGAAGAAAUAGAAUUGGAAUAUUACCAAAAAAUUACUGAGACAUUUCAAGAGUCUCAGGUGGUACUGAUCACAAAAGGAUUUAAAUUGUCCUGUCGAUAUGUAUACCAUGUGUUAUGGCAUUCAAGCGGUCUCCAACUAACUACGAUGCUGGGCAUUGCAGUGAAGGAAUGUUUGGAGAAAUGCCUUGAAUUAAAUAGAAGUUCCAUUUCCUUUCCUGCCCUUGGGACUGGAAGCAUUGGUAUAAGGAAGAAUACAGCAGCUGAGAUUAUGUUUAAUAAAGUUUUAAUGUUUGCCAAAUGCCACUCGAAAAAGCAAUUAACUGUAAAGUUUGUGAUCUUUCCAGAAGAACUGGAGACAUAUAAUGCUUUCAGUGCCGAGAUGGCAAGGAUUAAGUCCCAGAUGUGGGGUUUCAAUAACUACGGAGUCCCCCAGUGGACCAGAGAGGAGAAAAGAGAAAAUGGGCUCAAAACUGAAUCUCCUGCCAUCAGGCUGAGGGGAUGCAACAUAGAAAAGUUGGAGGAGGCCCAAACAUGGAUCCAAAGGAUACUGAACCUUCACGACCACCACAUCAUUGAAAAUAGUCAUAUCUUCUACCUUGGGAAAAGGGAACAUGACAUUUUGACUCAGCUCCAGAAUAACUUAAGGGUCUCUAUCUCAGAGAUCAUCAGUCCGGAAAAGGUAAUUUUAGAGAUUAAAGGAGCCCAAGCUAACCUCAUUGAGGUGGUUAUGAACAUUGAGCAUAUGCUGUGUGAAGUUCAAGAGGAAAUGGCAAGAAAAAAGGAGCUAGCCCUUUGGAGCUGGUUAGGACAAGGGACUGAUUGGCAACCAAAAAACCAGGACGAAAUGAAAAGGACUACAUUUCUGAAAUGCCCAAAGCUUUUGAGUGAGGAAAUUCAGGAUCAGAAGAAACAGUUUGAAAGCUGUGGUUUGCGGGUUAUAAAGGUGGAGGAAAUUGACAAUGCAGUUCUCAUGGCUAUUUUCCAAAGAAAGAAGAAAAUGGUGGAAGGAAGAACACAUCGGAAGCCUGUGAGCCACAGGCUGUUUCAGCAAGUUCCUUACCAGUUCUGUGAAGCAGUGUGCAGAGUUGGCUUCCAAAGAAUGUAUUCAGUGCCCUGUGACCCAAAAUAUGGAGUUGGUAUUUACUUCACCAAGAAUCUGAAAAACCUAGCAUACCAAGUCAAGAAAACACCUACCACAGAUGAGCUGAUUUAUGUGUUUGAAGCUGAAGUACUCACAGGCUCCUUCUGUCAGGGUCAUCAGUUAAAUAUUGUCCCCCCACCAUUGAGUCCUGGAGAUAGAGAAAGCCACGAUAGCGUGGUUGACAAUGUGUCCAGCCCUGAAAUCUUUGUUAUUUUUAGUGGCACACAGGCUCUGCCUCGAUAUUUGUGGACUUGCAUCCCGGAUCGUGUACAGCCACAGGAUGACUCAGCAGGACUGAUGAUGCUGUCUUCACAGCAGCCUUGGGGAAGAUUCUCAAGUGGUAGCUCUGUUGAUUAACCUCCACAUCAUUUUGACAACUGGCAUGACCUUACUUUGAAGGAGAUAUCCAAAUAAUGACCGUCAGUAAGUCAGAGUAGUUUGAAUAUGUCAAAUGGGUUGGCAAUAUGGACUGAUUGGGUUAUUUAAGGGCCCUCCCACAUACUGGCAUCUUAGUUCUUUCAUCUUUAUCUUCAUCUCUUGGGACUGAGGUGGAUAGAUCCCAACUAAAACGCUCUCAGGACCAUGCCCUCUCUUUCAAGUUGUCUUUUCAUUUCUUUUACUAUAGGCUCACAGCAAAAAUGUUUUACGUGUAAUGAAGGGAUUUUUCUAUCAUGUAAUCCAAGGCUUUUUAGUUUCUAAAAUGAUAGUGUAACAGCAAAAUGCUUUUAGAUUUUUCAGAUAAUUUUACAUAAUGUUUUUGAUAUCAAAAUAAAUCACUUUUGUCUGAGUAACGGGA